Daktulosphaira vitifoliae (grape phylloxera) is the source of this 2633-nucleotide messenger RNA. RefSeq lists its product as uncharacterized. Gene Ontology annotation, molecular function: protein binding. The transcript has 3 exons. Bases 128 to 2263 code for a protein of 711 amino acids. The record is from RefSeq and is a predicted model, not a curated record. Lineage: Eukaryota; Metazoa; Arthropoda; Insecta; Hemiptera; Phylloxeridae.
UAGAAGUAGAAAUAAAUUAUGUUAGUAGUUGAUUUUACAUUAGUAUUAUAUUAGUGAAUAUAUUCUAAAGUAGUUAAAAAAUCGUCAAUAGUUAUUCAAUAUUUAACACUGAACAAUAAGAAUAAAAAUGAUGAAUUGGCAAUUGAUAUCUCCAUUGUUGAUAAUAUCCUGUGUAAUAUUUAACGAAGCGAUUCAAUAUUCAGAUGACGAUGUAAAAUGCCAAUUUGAAAAAGAUACGACUAAAAAACCUGCCGAAAAUGAUAUUUUGGAAUUAUUAAUAAAUGCUCGUGAAAAUGGAUUGGAGUGGAACGAAGAAACAACAAAGGCUGCUGCUACUAACGGAUAUUUAGAAAUCUUAAAAUAUUUACAUAUAAGUGGAUGUCCGUGGGAUGAAAGCACGACAGAAGCAGCUGCACAGUAUGGUAAUUUGGAAUGUUUAAAAUAUGCUCAUGAAAAUGGAUGCCCGUGGGAUAAAUUAAAAAUUGUGAAAUGUGCUAUUAAAAAUGAUGAUAUAGAUAUUUUAAAAUAUGCUCACAAAUAUAUACCCAAAUUAAAUAUAGUUCUAACUACUAUGGCUGCCUUUUUAGGUAAUAUAAAAAUUUUAAAAUACGCACAUGAAAAUAGAUUUUUGUGGGAUAAAAAUACAACAGAAGCCGCUGCUUGUACCGGUAAUUUAGAUUGUUUAAAAUAUUCUCAUGAAAAUAAAUGUCCAUGGGAUAAAAAAACAACAGAAGGGGCUGCUUCUUAUGGUAAAUUAGAAUGUUUAAAAUAUGCCUAUGAAAAUGGAUGUCCGUGGGAUGAAACCAUAACAGAAGUGGCUGCUUCUUAUGGUCAAUUAGAAUGUUUAAAAUAUGCUCAUGAAAAUGGAUGUCCGUGGAAUGAAAGAACAACAGAAAGAGCUGCUGAUAAUGGACAUUUAGAAUGCUUAAAAUAUGCUCAUGAAAAUGGAUGUUCGUGGAAUGAAAAAACAACAGAAAGAGCUGCUGAUAAUGGACAUUUAGAAUGCUUAAAAUAUGCUCAUGAAAAUGGCUGUGAAUGGAAUCAAUUCAAUAUUUUGAUGAGUGCUAUUCAAAUAGGUAAUCUAGAAAUGUUUAAAUAUGCUCAUGAAAAUAUAUGCGAAUUGAAUAAAGUCAUUAUUACUAUGGCCGCCUUAAAAGGUGAUGUAGAAAUUUUAAAAUAUUUACAUAAAAAUAAAUAUCCCAUGGAUGAAAGUAUAACAGAAGGAGCUGCUUCUAGUGGUAAAUUAGAAUGUUUAAAAUAUGCUCAUGAUAAUGGAUGUCCAUGGAAUGAAAGGACAACAGAAGCAGCUGCUUCUCAUGGACAUUUAGAAUGUUUAAAAUAUGCUCACAAAAAUGAAUGUCCAUGGGAUAAAAGCACGACUCAUGCAGCUGCAAAAUAUGGUAAUUUAGAAUGCUUAAAAUAUGCUCAUGAAAAUGGCUGUGAAUGGAAUCAAUUCUAUAUUGUGUUACGUGCUAUUAAAAAAGGUAAUAUGGAAAUGUUAAAAUAUGCUCAUAAAAAUUUAUGCGUAUUGAAUAAAGAUGCAACUAUAAUGUCUGUUAUAAAAGGUAAUCUAGAAAUUUUAAAAUAUUUACAUAUAAAUGAAUGUCCGUGGGAUGAAAGCACAACAAAAGCAGCUGCUUCUUAUGAUAAAGUAGAAUGUUUAAAAUAUGCUCAUGAAAAUGGUUGUCCGUGGGAUGAAGCCACAACUAAAGUUGCUGCAGCAAAUGGCUCUUUAGACUGCUUGAAAUAUGCUCAUGAAAAACGAUGUCAUUGGGACAAAGAUACGAUAGCUGCUGCAGCUGUACAUGGUAAUUUAGAUUGUUUAAAAUACGCCCGUACUCAUGGAUGUGAUUGGGUUGAAGGUACAAUGAGAUUGGCUGCAGCGAAUGGACAUUUAGACUGCAUUAAAUAUGCCCAUGAAAAUGGUUGUGAAUGGGACGAAGGCACAACAAGGGAAGCUGCUGCUAGUGGUUGUAUAGAAUGUUUGGUAUAUGCACAUAAAAAUGGAUGUAAAUGGGAUAAAGGGACAAUGGGUGGAGCUGCUGCAAAUGGUCACUUAGACUGCCUAAAAUAUAGUCAUUUAAAUGGGGGUGUGUGGGACGAAGGGACAACAAGACUUGCUGCUGCAAAUGGUCAAUUUUAUUGCAUAAAAUUUGCUCAUGAAAAUGAUUGUCCAUGGAGUAUAGAUACUAUUUAUGAAGCCACUCAAAAUGGUUAUAUAAGUAUAAUCAACUAUGCUACCGAAAAUGGCUGUCUGAAUUAAUAUUCUAAUGAAUUAUAAUUAUUUUUAUUUUACUAAUUUAAUUUGGCUAUUAUUACAUUACAUUUACAAUAAACUAAUUUGAAUUUUGAUGUAUAUCUGAGAAGGUAUUUUAGGACAUAUUAAUUUCUUAAGAAAUACUAUUUUUAGAACUAUUAUCAAAAUCUAAUAUUUUCUCAGUUAUAAGAAUAUUUCUUCAAGAAUAACGUCGUUGACCUUUGAUUAAAAAAAAAAAAUUGAAAAUCGGACAUUAAAUAAUUUUUUUAGCAUUGGCUAAUUUUUAAUGUUCUAAUUAUAUAAUAAUAUUGAUUUAAUAUAGAGAACACUGUGUAUUUUUUUGUAUAUUUUUAAGUAAAACAUGAAACUCUCAAUU